AUGGCUACGGCGGGCACAAGCCUUGUAGUCAUUGCCAGCAUGGCUGGCCAUACAAUCCAAGAAGCCCUCGCCACUGACUUUGAACAACACCUUGCAACAUCCCCGACGGAAACGAUCCUCUCUCAUCCAGAGCUGGACACAAAUGUAUACGAAGCCAAUACGCCAGAAGCACGCAAAGCUAGUCCACGAGCAUAUGGCAUCUCCAAGCGGGCAAACAUCCUCAGAGUCCAGGCGUCUGCCGCGGCGUUCGGAGCGAAGGGGGCGAGAAUCAACUCCGUCAGUCCGGGGGUUAUAUCAACUGUAAUGGGGCAACGUGAGCUGGACGGGCCAUAUGGUCAGCAUAUCCGCAAAAUCAUCGACGAUAGCCCUGCCGGACGGAUUGGGACGGCGGGUGAUGUUGUCAAUGCGGUUACUUUCUUGGCAAGUGACGAGGCUAGUUUUAUCACUGGGACCGAUUUGCUGGUUGAUGGAGGCUCCACAUCAUCUCAGAGAUGGAGUAAAGGUCCUGGUCUGUUUUCCCGCUGA
Aspergillus terreus NIH2624 is the source of this 525-nucleotide messenger RNA. RefSeq lists its product as uncharacterized. NCBI's taxonomy places the organism in Eukaryota, Fungi, Ascomycota, Eurotiomycetes, Eurotiales, Aspergillaceae. The transcript has a single exon. The coding region runs from base 1 to 525 and encodes 174 amino acids. The record is from RefSeq and is a predicted model, not a curated record.